Echinops telfairi (small Madagascar hedgehog) is the source of this 1990-nucleotide messenger RNA. RefSeq names its product dual specificity tyrosine phosphorylation regulated kinase 3 (gene DYRK3). The record is from RefSeq and is a predicted model, not a curated record. The transcript is spliced from 3 exons. NCBI's taxonomy places the organism in Eukaryota, Metazoa, Chordata, Mammalia, Afrosoricida, Tenrecidae. Gene Ontology annotation, biological process: peptidyl-serine phosphorylation; cytoplasmic stress granule disassembly; peptidyl-threonine phosphorylation. Bases 185 to 1702 code for a protein of 505 amino acids. Gene Ontology annotation, cellular component: nucleus. Gene Ontology annotation, molecular function: protein serine/threonine kinase activity; ATP binding; protein serine/threonine/tyrosine kinase activity.
GGUCGAUGAAACAAAACGCCCGCCCUGUUCCACUGCGCUCUGCAACCCUUCCGAGCCCCCUCCGCCCAGACGACUCAACAAAUGAAGACCUCCAGAGCCAGCGCAGCCUUACAUGUAGGCAGAGUAGAUUACGACUGAGCUGCUGACCAGAGAGCACACGCAGCGCUUUCUGAAUGGAGGCGAGAUGAAGGUAGAGCAGCUCUUUCAAGAAUUUGGCAACAGGAGAUCGGACACUUUCCAGUCCACCGGCCUCUCGGACUUGGAAAAGUGCUCUCCCACUGUGUCUCAGGGUAAAAGUUCAGACAGCUUGCCCACGGCCAAGUCCAGCAGUGCCUCCAAAGCGCCCAAAGUGGUGCCUCUGACCCCGGAGCAAGCCCUGAAGCAAUACAAGCACCACCUCACCGCCUACGAGAAGCAGGAAAUCACCAGCUACCCAGAAAUUUAUUUUGUGGGGCCCAGUGCCAAAAAGAGACAAGGCGUGGUUGGCGGGCCCAACAACUCGGGGUAUGAUGACACAGACGGCGCCUACAUCCACGUGCCUCGAGACCACGUGGCCUACCGCUACGAGGUGCUGAAGGUGAUCGGCAAGGGGAGUUUCGGGCAGGUGGCCCGGGUCUACGACCACAAGCUGCGGCAGUACGUGGCCCUGAAGAUGGUGCGCAACGAGAAGCGCUUCCACCGGCAGGCGGCCGAGGAGAUCCGGAUCCUGGAGCACCUGCGGAAACAGGACAGAACGGGCAGCAUGAACGUCAUCCACCUGCUGGAGAGCUUCACGUUCCGGAACCACGUCUGCAUGGCCUUUGAGCUGCUCAGCAUCGACCUCUACGAGCUCAUCAGGAAGAACAAGUUCCAGGGCUUCAGCGUCCCUUUAGUGCGCAAGUUCGCCCAGUCCAUCCUGCAGUCCCUGGACGCCCUCCACCGGAACAAGAUCAUCCACUGCGACCUGAAGCCAGAGAACAUUCUCCUAAAGCACCGGGGCCGCAGCGCCACCAAGGUCAUUGACUUUGGGUCCAGCUGCUUCGAGUACCAGAAGCUGUACACGUACAUCCAGUCUCGGUUCUACCGCGCUCCGGAGGUCAUCCUGGCCAGCCGCUACAGCACACCCAUCGACAUGUGGAGCUUCGGCUGCAUCCUGGCAGAGCUCUCGACAGGGCAGCCCCUCUUCCCCGGAGAGGACGAAGGAGACCAGCUGGCCUGCAUGAUGGAGCUGCUCGGGAUGCCGCCGCCCAAGCUUCUGGAGCAGUCCAAACGUGCCAAGUACUUUAUUAACUCCAAGGGCCUGCCUCGCUAUUGCUCCGUGUCGACUCAGGCAGACGGGAGGGCUGUGCUUGUGGGGGGCCGCUCCCGUAGGGGCAAAAAGCGGGGGCCCCCAGGCAGCAAAGACUGGGUGACAGCCCUGAAAGGGUGUGAUGACUACUUAUUUAUAGAGUUUCUGAAAAGGUGUCUUCACUGGGACCCCUCUGCCCGCCUGACCCCGGCUCAGGCAUUGAGACACCCUUGGAUUAGCCAGUCCCUGCCCAGAGCUCUUGCCACAGACAAAGUGUCCGGGAAACGGGGGGGAAACCCUACAAGUGCUUUCCAGGGCCUGGGCUCCAAACUACCUCCAGUUGUCGGAAUAGCCAACAAGCUCAAGGCUAACCUCCUGUCAGAAACUAGUGGGGGGAUACCUCUGUGCAGCGUGUUGCCAAAACUGAUUAGCUAACGGACAGCCGUGUGCUCAGAAAUGCAUACCCAUGCAUUUGUAAUGGUCUUGCACGCCUGCAGGCGGGAGGGGACGGAGCAGUGUGAGCCCGCCGGUGGGUUUGUUCUGUGAGGCUGGGCUGCUUGGGUGUUAUCCGUUUGGUUUUGGUUUUGGCUUUUUUUUUUAAAGACGAACAGAAAACAAACAUUUUUUUUACGAUUGUAAAAACUCUUCAAGGGCUACUGACCUACUCAGCUUGUAUUGGCCAUCCUGGAAUAUACAUUAAAUGACUUUUUGUAGGUCAGCGCA